AUGAAGUCAAUCACUGCGUCCCUUGCGCUCUGCGCUGCCACCACCGUCAUUGCACAGUCUAGCACUCCCGCACCAACAUCUGGCGGGACGACUGUCAUGUCAACCAGUGCGCCAUCUGUACCAACAAAUGCCGUCACAACAUCUCUGCAUUACCUUGACGACGAUUUCGGCGGCAACAUCUUCUCUGCUGCCCUGGACUUCGACGAUGUCACCUUCUACGGCUCCGUCGUCACCGUCAACCCCUCCGGCACCGUCGUCUCCAUGGACUGUCCCUUCCAGACAGCGAAUACUGACUACGCGUCUGAAUGCGGGCUUAUCAGCAGCAUUCAGUACACCUUCCGUCCGAACACUGAAUACAUCAAUUUCGACAUUGCGACAAGCACACUAGGGCAAAGCGUCCGCUUGCAGCAGGCCCAGACCUGUGUUAUUGGAGACAAUGGCAAUAGCAUGAGCUGCGUGGCCACGGUCACGGCUGAGGCGGAAGGUAUUGGCAGGCAAACAACGUCUCUCACCACCACUGACUCAAACCCGACUGAGGUGCCGGUCAUUAUGACUGCUGGCCUGGAGAAACUCGGGCCCAUCCCAGAAGGUGGUAACGACGGUGGUAAUGGUGGGGGUGAUACAGGGAGUGCAGGUGCGGUACGAGCUGCGAAGACUUUUGGUGUUGGAGCUUUUGCUAUUGCGGUCGCUGCUGUUGUACUGUGA
Messenger RNA from Pseudovirgaria hyperparasitica, 705 nucleotides. RefSeq lists its product as uncharacterized. The transcript has a single exon. NCBI's taxonomy places the organism in Eukaryota, Fungi, Ascomycota, Dothideomycetes, Acrospermales, Acrospermaceae. The coding region runs from base 1 to 705 and encodes 234 amino acids. The record is from RefSeq and is a predicted model, not a curated record.